Necator americanus (New World hookworm) is the source of this 2193-nucleotide messenger RNA. RefSeq lists its product as uncharacterized. Gene Ontology annotation, biological process: proteolysis. The record is from RefSeq and is a predicted model, not a curated record. NCBI's taxonomy places the organism in Eukaryota, Metazoa, Nematoda, Chromadorea, Rhabditida, Ancylostomatidae. The transcript is spliced from 11 exons. Gene Ontology annotation, molecular function: serine-type endopeptidase activity. The coding region runs from base 1 to 2193 and encodes 730 amino acids.
AUGUACAAGGUAUUGGAGCGCAUUAUCCUGGACCGACUCAUUAAACAUCGCGAAGAAACAACGCACGACGAGCAAGCUGGCUUUCGUCCUGGCCGAUCUACGAUUGACCAGGUGUUCAUCGUCAGGAGAGUGAUCGAAAUCUGGCAGCGGUAUUCGAAGCCAAUGCAACUAGCGUUUCUGGACUUUGAAGCCGCGUUCGACUCUCCUCACCGAAGCCGUCUUCUCAACGCGCUUCGCGCCGAUGGAGUACCUGGAAAGUUCGUUCGCUUGCUUGAUGACAUGAAUCAACGAACAACUGCUGCAGUUCGAACACCAGCCGGAUGUACAACACCGUUUGAAGUGAUAACUAGAGUAAGACAAGGGGCGGUGGCAGAACCCUACCUGUUCAAUUUCGCCAUCGACGACAUUAUGCGAAGAACAGUCGACCAGUGUCCUGCCGACAUUGUCUUAGCACCAUCAGGGUGCCCCUUGACUGACCUCGAGUAUGCCGACGAUGUUGUUAUAUUCGCGGAAAGCAGUACGAAACUUCAACAUGUUGUCAACCUUGUAUCGAAGCUGGCUGCAGCCUAUGGACUACGGCUACGCCCUGAUAAAUGCAAGCAGAUGUGGAUCUCUUCGAGACCACGAACGGGAAUCAGGAACAAUGGCAGCUACGAGAGAGAUGUUCAGCAAAGAUGCGCUAAGGCCACUUCUGCAUUUAACUCUUUAACGAAAUUCCUGUGGUCGACCCUCAUCACCAACGAAGUCAAGCUGCGAGUCUACCUAUCCGCAAUUCGCCCCAUCAUGAUGUACGGAUCGGAGACUUGGGCAGCACCAUCAACGGUUAUGGAGAGGCUUGACUGCACGGAACGAAAGCUGCUUAGACGGCUACUUGGCUACUUUUGGCCUAGGGUAUGCCACAAUGAAGAUCUUUACGCAGAAAUUGAUGUGGUUUACCAGCGGAUGACACGUGGAAGAUAUCAACAUCUUGCACCGCCAUCGAAAGCGGCUAAAGUAAAUCGUCUUUGCUUCUUUGGUCAUGAAUUAAGGAGACCGGCAGAUCGCCUUGUCCAACGAGUUCUGAGGAGUUCGUUGGGUUCUGUAAGAAGCCACCUGGCCGAAAACGGUAGUUCUGGACUGAGAAUAUGGAAUAGCGACGAAUGGAUUGAUUCUGUGCAAGCUCUCGAGAAGGUUGGGCAGAGCUGUGUUCAAAGACAGCACACCACGGCGAAGAUGCGGGUAAUCGCGUCAGGCCAUGAUAUCAGCCCGCCGAUUAAGUCAAGUAAAAGAUCUAUCGUUCCUGAAGAAGACGAACUUUUUUUGGCGGAAGAAGAAGUCAAUAGGAGAGGAGAUAAACGAGAGGUGAAGUACACUGAGAGAAACCAGAGUGUUAACAGUGACUAUGAAGAAGAAUAUGUUGGUGACAAGAGCAAUAAUAGUGAAGGAUUACCGCAAGAUCAAAACGAUCCAAUGCGACAAAAGGUGAUGGGCGGUGUCAAAGCUCUCAAAGGCGAGCUGCCAUGGGCAGUUUAUAUUAACUUGCCGUUCGAAAUCGAAAAAGUGAUUAGCAAAGGGACAGUCGUGGUUGGUGGGAUUUGCUCAAGAGUGGAUGCAAAACAGAACUGCACUGAGAAAGAUGUCGGCACAGAAAUAAAAAUUAAAAAAGCAUUGUAUAGCAUGUUUUUCGAAUAUGGCUGCAGUUCUACUAAGGAUAUCGCUGUGCUUGAAUUGACAGAAGAAGUACCGAAAGGCAUUAAUCACAUUUGUCUUCCCCAUCGUCAUGACAUCGAUGACCUUAUGGAUCCUUCAACAAAGCUGUUUUCUUUUGGAUGGGGAUCGGAUCCUACUAAGGAAGGGUAUGAAAGUUCUCCUGUUCCGUUCCUUCAAAAAGUGGAUUUGGGUGUAAAAAUGACCGAAGAGGAAUGCCAAAAACAGCGUAAAAUACAUCAAGACACAUUUUGUGUCUUUGAGCGUGCCGGAAAAGAUGUUUGCCACGGGGACAGUGGUGGAGGUGUGACGGCUUCAUUGAACGGUAGAAGUUAUAUAAUGGGAAUAGUCUCUCAUGGAUCUUCUUGCAGCGAUUUGUUGUAUGGUGCUCCUCCAUCUGGGCAGGUAAUGACUGAUGUGAUGUACUACAGUGCAGAUAUCGACACAAUAUUGGGGAUAAGAGUCGAAGAUAGAAGAAGUCGAUGGGAAAGCGUAGGCACAGAUUAA